AUGGGCGAUAGUAGCUCUCGAACAGGGUCCUUCACCAUCAAGGAUGAGCCUAUUGAGAACCAGCGCCCGAUGAGGGUGGUUGUUAUUGGUGCAGGCUUCUCCGGUAUUUACACCACGAUAAGACUCUCUCAACGGCUCCGAAAUGUUUCUAUCCAGGUAUACGAGCAGAAUGAGGAAGUUUCCGGCGUGUGGUGGAUGAACAGAUAUCCUGGUCUAGCUUGCGACAUCCCCUCCUACUCUUACCAGUUCUCCUUCGCUCCUAGCCCAUACUGGUCUUCACUGUACGCGCCCGGGCCCGAGAUCCGGAGGUACAUGCAAGAUGUUGCGAUGAAGUAUGGAGCAAUGCGCUUUAUCAAGGUGUCUCACGCUGUCCAGUCCUGUACUUGGGACGAGAUUCGGCGGAAGUGGAAUGUUGAGAUCAAGAACCUCAAAACAGGCGAAAUCAUAGAGGACACGGCCGAUGUUGUUGUAACUGCCAAGGGUGACCUCAACCAGAUCAAGUGGCCCAAGAUCAAGAACUUGGAAACUUACCAGGGAAAACUCAUGCACUCGGGCGCAUGGGAUGACAACGUACGUCUCACAAACAAACGGAUCGGCGUCAUUGGCAAUGGGUCCAGCGCGAUUCAGAUAGUCCCGACGAUUCAAAAAAUGGAAGGUACCAAGGUCUGGAACUUCGCACGAAGUCCAACUUGGGUAUCAACUUCCUUUGGUGAUACUGCUAUGAUCCAGCUCGGGCUGGAUCCGCGCGAGACUAAGUUUUCCCGUAGCCAACAGGAACACAUGGCUAAACAUCCCGAUCACUUCCACAAGAUGCGUAAGAUUCUCGAGAAAGAGGCCAGCAGCAAGCACCUAUUCACGCUUAAGAACUCGCAAAGUCAGGAGACCGCUCUCGUCAAGUUCCAGGAGCACAUGAGACAGCGCCUGGCAGGCCGCCCCGACUUGUUCGAAGCGAUCAUUCCCACCUUUGCGCCGGGCUGCCGCCGCCUCACUCCUGGUCCCGGAUACCUCGAGUCUCUCCAGCAGGAUAACGUGACGUUCUGUAAAACGGCCAUCCAAGAAUUCAACAGCACAGGUCUUAAACUCGAGACUGGGGAGCAGAUUGAUCUCGAUGUUAUCAUCUGUGCCACUGGCUACGAUGUUCAGGCGCCCCCGACCUUCACGGUGAAGGGGCGUAACGGCAAGACACUCGAGGAAAGAUGGAAGCCUAUACCCGAGUCCUACCUGGCGAUUACAGUGGAUCAAUUUCCCAACUUUUUCAUGAUCGGUGGGCCAAACUCAAACCUUGGGGCUGGUAGUCUCCUCAGCGUGUUUGAAGCACAAGGAGACUACGCCACUAAGAUCAUUAGAAAGCUACAGAAAGAAAGCUACGAAACUUUCGAAGUACGGCCCGAACGCGUAGCCGAUUUCAGCAACUACAUUGACGAAUAUUUCAAGCUGACCGUCUAUACGGACGAGUGUUCGUCGUGGUAUCGCGCGCACAGCAAUAGCAAUAGGAUCGUUGCCCUUUGGCCUGGUUCAGCGUUGCAUUGUCUUGAGACCCUGAGGUCACCUCGUUGGGAAGACUACAUUUGGAAGUCUGCGGAGCCUUCGGGCAAUCUGCUGCGUUGGCUGGGUAACGGUAACACUUUGGUUCUAAGCAAGGGCGACCCGUCGUGGUUCUUAGAGGAGAGGUACUUGGACGUGCCGAAGGAAGGGAAGCCCGAGGAAACAGAGACCUAUCAGCAGCGCCCAUUCUCGCAUUAG
Messenger RNA from Ascochyta rabiei, 1743 nucleotides. RefSeq lists its product as uncharacterized. The transcript has 6 exons. Lineage: Eukaryota; Fungi; Ascomycota; Dothideomycetes; Pleosporales; Didymellaceae. The record is from RefSeq and is a predicted model, not a curated record. Bases 1 to 1743 code for a protein of 580 amino acids.